Thunnus maccoyii (southern bluefin tuna) is the source of this 2830-nucleotide messenger RNA. It is a transcript of the gene slc13a3, whose product is annotated as solute carrier family 13 member 3. The coding region runs from base 458 to 2140 and encodes 560 amino acids. Gene Ontology annotation, biological process: monoatomic anion transmembrane transport; citrate transport. Gene Ontology annotation, molecular function: citrate transmembrane transporter activity; sodium:dicarboxylate symporter activity; succinate transmembrane transporter activity. The transcript has 12 exons. The record is from RefSeq and is a predicted model, not a curated record. Lineage: Eukaryota; Metazoa; Chordata; Actinopteri; Scombriformes; Scombridae. Gene Ontology annotation, cellular component: membrane.
UUUCUCAGUUACUUUAACCAUGACUUUAUUUGUUUUCAUUCAUCAAGAACAGCUCACUAAUCAGCUUUAAUUAAGCCUCAGGGUGCCAGAGUUUUCCAAGACUGACUAAACAAAAUUAAAAUGUUUUUUGUUUGAUUACAUUCUACCAUUAGACUGAGAAACUGAAGGAAUGUCGGUCUAAAAGAUUAAAUAUUAAGCGACUAUUUGCCAUUAUAUUUAUGCCACACAGUGCACUGAUCACAUGGCUGCUUUCUCUUUCUCUUUGACGCACACACACAGAAAUUUUAUUUUUGAAUGGCUGCUGUAUCACUAAUCCACCACCUGUGAAACACAAUUCUGUAAUUUGAUUGCUUUCUGCGUGUGACAUCUUCCUCCUGAUGUUGAAGUCAGCUAAUAUUAAUUAACAACCGUACUGUUUCUCUUUUAGGAAGGGAAAUGUCUUUAUGUGGUGGUGGUGAUGGCGAUGUACUGGUGCACAGAGGCCCUUCCUCUGGCUGUCACCGCCAUGCUUCCAGUCUGCCUCUUUCCAACACUGGGAAUUCUUCCGUCCAAAAAAGUCUGCCCUCAGUACUUCCUUGAAACCAACUUUCUCUUCCUCAGCGGUCUUGUGAUGGCGUCAUCCAUUGAGGAGUGGGGACUCCAUCGCAGAAUAGCCCUAAAGGUCCUCACUAUUGUCGGAGUAAAACCAGCCUGGCUCAUACUGGGAAUGAUGAUGACCUCGUCCUUCCUGUCCAUGUGGCUCAGCAACACAGCGACAACAGCCAUGAUGCUCCCUAUUGCCAACGCCAUCUUGGAGAGUCUGUUUGGAGAUCUGGAGACCCUGAAACAAAAUUGCAAGGCCACAGAGAACUCUGAGAGUGAUAUUGUUAAUGGUCAGUCUACUGUCAAGUUGCAUUCACUGCCCUCAGUGCCCACGGAAAAACAAAUACUGUCAAUAGACGGGGUGGAUGGGAUGGAGCAGGGUGACGUGAGGACAGCUGAGGAGAUCCGAUCUGAGUCGCAGUAUCAGCUGAAGGUGUGGAAAGGAUUUUUGAUCUGUAUUCCUUACGCAGCCAGUAUUGGAGGGACCGCCACGCUGACGGGCACGGCGCCUAACCUCAUCCUGAUUGGACAGCUGAAAAGCUAUUUUCCAGACUGUGACCUCAUCAAUUUUGGCUCCUGGUUUGCAUUCGCUUUCCCGCUCAUGCUUCUCUUCCUGUUUUUGGGAUGGAUAUGGAUCUCGUUUCUCUUCGGGGGAUUGAAUACACGAUUGUGCUUCAAGAAACAUGACCGACGAGCCCAGGCAGAGGCCAGAGCCAAGGCUCUCAUAGAGGAAGAUUACAGAAAACUAGGGCCCAUAAAUUUUGCAGAGGGAUCCAUCGCUUUCUUUUUUAUACUGUUUGCCGUUCUCCUGUUCACGAGGGAUCCCAAAUUUGUCACUGGAUGGUCUGUGUUUUUUAAAAAAGGGUACGUGUCAGACGCAGUCACAGGUGUGAUCAUCGUGUCUAUAUUGUUCUUCUUCCCCUCACAGAAACCCUCUCUUAGCUGGUGGUUCGACCCUCAAGCUUCAAAUACUCCGUACGUCCCUCUCUUAUCAUGGAAGAAAGCUCAGGACUCUGUUCCCUGGAAUAUCAUCCUGUUGCUCGGAGGUGGCUUCGCUAUGGCCAAAGCUUGUGAGGAAUCUGGACUCGCCUCCUGGAUCGGAGGCCACCUCCAGCCUUUGGCCGAAGUCCCUCCUGCUGCAGCUGUGAUUUUGAUCACAGCCUUCUUGGCCUGUUUCACUGAAUUCGCCAGCAACACUGCCACCAUUAUCAUAUUUUUACCCGUCAUUGCUGAACUGGCUAUUCAUAUCUCAGUGAACCCUCUGUACUUCAUGAUACCUGCAACUGUAGGAUGUUCGUACGCCUUCAUGCUGCCAGUCUCUACACCACCCAACUCCAUUGCCUUUGCAUCCGGGCAUCUCAUGGUCAAAGACAUGGUGAAGACUGGCUGUGUCAUGAAUGUCCUGGGCAUCCUAUCAGUCUCUCUGGCGAUGAACACGUGGGGCGUCGCCAUGUUUAACUUGAACACGUAUCCAGAAUGGGCUCAACCCUUCAACAAGUCGGCUGUUGUUACUGAUGUGCAUCUCUCAUCUGUUCAGUCGCUCAACGCUACUCUCUGAUCACUCUCCGAAUGAGCACAGAGGAAGUUUCAGGAGAUUGUAUAAAGAUUUAACACUAAACAGGGACAAAAGUCUGUCUGUAGACGUCUACUCUGUGUCACUAAAAUGUCAGAGCACUCUGGGAGCCUCAGCUGUUACCCGAUUAAUGAUUAAUUUAAGUGUCUUUUUAGGCUCUUGAGUGUCAAUAUUUCAUGCUGUGAGCUAUUAAUUUUGACACACUUCAAGUUUUAAGUUACAAGUUGCAUUUUGUUACUCUCUGCCUUCUUAAAACUGGUCAGGUGAGACAUUUAACCUCAACAACAACAGCAACUGCAACAGCUCGAGCUCUGCAAAGUUUUGUUUUUUUUAAUAUAUAUAUUGAGAAACUGCUGUCAGACUGCAGCAUGUGCUGUUUGUGUUGAUGCUACUAGGCUGACCUCUGCUGGAAGAAUGAAAGAGACCUCGGUGAAUAAUCCUUUAAAAAAAUAUAUUUUUGGUUGAAAUCAAUAAGAGAUCAUGUUACUUGUUUAUGUAUGAUAUGGCGCAUGUUUAGUGGCCAAAGCUUUGACACAUGAACAGUAUUUUAAAUCUUUUCUAUAUUAGAGUAUGAAUCUUGACUAAUGAAUGUGUAAAUUUUUGUUACAAAGUGAUUUGCAUUCAUAUAGCUGCUGUUACACCUCAAAUAAAUUGUUUGAGUUUGUAUUAUGAUAA